UGCUACAAUGUAACAAAAGCAGCGGGAUGAAACAGUGAAAUAACGCGCGAGUGUAUGAAGCGCUGCGUUCACGCGGGACCUGAUUAAUAACACACACACUCAUACACAUACACACACACUGGUGAGUUUAGUGGUUAAAGGGCUGAUAGUGGCUCGGGCUGUGAGUGAGCUCAGGAGGACUGUGCUUACAGAUUGCCAAGAGAGUACCAGAGGAAUCUUCGCCGCAGCUGGACCGGAGAGCGACCGGAGGACCAGAGCGGGCCGACAUGGACGAGCAGCCGCGCCUGAUGCACGCUCAUGCGGCCGUGGGGAUGAGCGGACACCCCGGCCUGUCACAGCACAUUCCGGACAACACCGGAGCGACUGACGGAGACGGAAGGAAGCAGGACAUUGGAGACAUUUUACAACAGAUCAUGACCAUCACUGACCAGAGUCUGGACGAGGCGCAGGCCAGAAAACAUGCACUCAACUGCCACAGAAUGAAGCCAGCGCUCUUCAACGUCCUGUGUGAGAUCAAAGAAAAAACAGUGUUGAGUAUCCGUGGCGCCCAGGAGGAGGAGCCUCCCGAUGCCCAGCUGAUGCGAUUGGACAACAUGCUGCUGGCGGAGGGCGUGUCCGGGCCGGAGAAAGGGGGUGGGUCUGCAGCGGCGGCGGCAGCAGCGGCGGCGUCAGGUGGAGUUGGAGCCGACAACUCAGCAGAACACUCAGAUUACAGAGCCAAACUCUCCCAGAUCCGCCAGAUCUACCACACUGAGCUGGAGAAAUACGAACAGGCGUGUAACGAGUUCACGACCCAUGUGAUGAACCUGCUGAGGGAACAGUCUCGCACACGGCCCAUCUCGCCCAAAGAGAUCGAGCGCAUGGUCGGCAUCAUCCACCGCAAGUUCAGUUCCAUCCAGAUGCAACUCAAGCAGAGCACCUGCGAGGCCGUCAUGAUCCUGCGAUCCCGCUUCCUCGAUGCCAGGAGGAAAAGACGAAACUUCAACAAACAGGCCACAGAGAUCCUGAAUGAAUAUUUCUACUCCCAUCUCAGUAAUCCAUAUCCCAGUGAAGAGGCCAAAGAGGAGCUGGCCAAGAAAUGUUCGAUCACGGUCUCACAGGUGUCCAACUGGUUCGGAAACAAACGAAUCCGAUAUAAGAAGAACAUUGGAAAAUUCCAGGAAGAAGCCAACAUGUAUGCCGCGAGAACGGCUGUGAACGCCGCGAGUGUGUCCGCACAUGGCAGCCAGGCCAAUUCCCCGUCCACUCCAAACUCAGCAGGUUCUGCUGGCUCUUUUAACAUGUCAAACUCUGGCGAUUUGUUUAUGAGUGUUCAGUCUCUGAACGGGGACUCGUACCAGGGCUCUCAGGUGGGAGCCAAUGUGCAGUCACAGGUGGAUACCCUUCGCCAUGUUAUCAGCCAGACAGGAGGAUACAGUGACGGCCUCGCAGCAAACCAGAUGUACAGUCCGCAGGGCAUCAAUGCGAACGGUGGCUGGCAGGACCCCACCACCCCCUCCUCCGUCACCUCCCCCACAGAAGGACCCGGAAGCGUUCACUCCGACACCUCCAACUGAUCCUCCACACAGAACGGACUCUCUGCAUCACGCCACACGCUCUUCUCUCCAGUGUGUAAAUGACUUUUGAGAACACAACAGUGCAUCAUCAACCCUCAUCUUCACAUUAACGUGUUCAUGCUACCUCUCAAAAUAUCCACACAUCACAUCAGUACAUAAAUAGUGUCAGCAAACAGAUUAAAACCAAGACUAGACAGAUAGUUCUACACAUCAACCCGUUUCAGAACGCCUUCAUCGUCACAACAAACAUCACGUUAUGUUUGAAACAUUUUGCAAUUUUACCAUAGUGCCAAAGUACUUUUAUACAUCUCUUCUUUAGUAACAUUUACACAACAGAUUUUACAUUAUAAUAGACUUAGUAUGCUUGAAAAAGCAGUUGAUUGGGUUCACACUGCCUCUGAGCUGAAGUCAGCUAGAUUUCUGUUCGUCUAAUAACCUUGAAUAAUCUCCAGAAUAUUUGGUCGUUUAGAUUAUGUUUAUGUACAUAAGGGAAAAUCAUAAUUUCCCUGCUUUAAUGAGAAAUAAAGGCAAUGCAGUUAUCAAAUCUAGUUCAUUUUUAAAGGUUAUCAGCACAAGAGCAUCAUGCUACUUUGCAUCUGAUAAGAUUCACAUGCAUCACACUUCAGUUUGUCUGAUAUUCAUGUACAGACACACAAAUCCCUUUAUAUAUCAUCAUCAUCAUCAUCAUCAUCAUCAUCAUCGUCGUUGAAGGAUUUUCAUCAGCGCACAUGAGAAUGCAAUAAACGGCAAUCAGAAGAAGCGAACAAAUCCCAAAUGUGAAAUGGCUUUCUUUUCCAGUUUCGUACCGCGUCAGCCUUCUCUUUGGGCGACUUUGAUACCAAAAACCACAGACGUGUCCGUUCUCUACGUUGACAUCACUUAAACAUUGUUCAUGUUGUAAAUUGUGUAAUAUCUUGGGCGCUGGGAUGCGUUUCUCACGAAUGUCCUGGUGCGUUAUACUCGAAACCAAAAAUCCAGCUGGAAUUCUGUCGCGUUUCUUGAGAAGAAAAGGAAAAGCUAAUGAUGGCACACAAAUGCAGAAAUCGUUUGGAUAUAUUUUUGAUGCCCUCCUGUUGUGAAUAGCCGAUUCUCCUUUCUUAUUUCAUAUUGGGCUUGUUUACAGGGCGGCCAUAUAUUUUAUUUUCUCGCAAGCAUAAUGUGAAUGCGCGCUAGCUUCUAUAUGUAGAUGUGCACCUUUGCUCUUGUUUUGCUCUUUUUAUAACAAUCGCAUCCACGUCUAAAAUGACAAGGUCUUUACGGAUGGAUCUGAUCUGUGAUGAGGGCGUGUCGAGGGUUACUGCUCCUGAAAAGAUCAGGGCCACAAUCACUGCAAGUAAACUGUUCAUCAUGUGACUGUUUGGGACUUGAGAAUGAGACCAUGUAGAGGUUUUGGACAGUCAUAGUCCUGCAUCGCUUUCUUUGGUUUGCCGUCUCAUCCCGGAGCAGAUCCCACUUUCGAAGCGUUUCCCCUUCGCUCACGACGUUUGUAUCACUGCCUGCCCAGCAGCACCAUAUUCAGAAAAGCCUCAUAUAAUGAUGCUUUUAGUUUUUGCAUAUACAGCGGUUUGUAAAACAUCAAAUGUUUACUUUGUUGCAUGUCUUUUGUUCUUUAAACUCCUGCAGUGUUUUUGAAUGUUUCUUCUUUUUUAUAUCAAGCGCAGAGACAUUCUCUUGUCAAGUUUUAACUUUUAAGAUCUCUGCAUAUGUAUAAAAGGAAUAAAAUGGAACAGCAAACUAUUGUCUUUUUGAUUCCAACUCGUUUUUGUGAAGAAAAACUAACAAGGUGUAGGUUUUUUGGUCUCUUAAUUUGUACUGGUAAUGCAUAUUCCGAAUAAAUAGUUUCUUUUGUUGCCAUA
Molecule: messenger RNA, 3412 nt
Organism: Ctenopharyngodon idella (grass carp)
Lineage: Eukaryota; Metazoa; Chordata; Actinopteri; Cypriniformes; Xenocyprididae
Gene: pbx1b
Product: pre-B-cell leukemia homeobox 1b
Exons: 9
Coding region: 267-1556 (429 amino acids)
Biological process (GO): brain development; embryonic organ development; neuron development
Cellular component (GO): nucleus
Molecular function (GO): DNA-binding transcription factor activity, RNA polymerase II-specific; RNA polymerase II cis-regulatory region sequence-specific DNA binding
Source: RefSeq, a predicted model, not a curated record